Messenger RNA from Oikopleura dioica, 315 nucleotides. The record is from the annotation of a GenBank genome assembly. NCBI's taxonomy places the organism in Eukaryota, Metazoa, Chordata, Appendicularia, Copelata, Oikopleuridae.
AUGCAGGAUCUUCAUGCGGAUGGGAUGAAUGUCAAGGCAAUGUCCCAAGAUGAUCGGAUUCAAUUUAUCGCUGGAGAACUGAAAAAUAUCGCGGCGACAAACGACCAAAUCGCAAAUGAAAUUCAAACGAUGCUCGAAAAUCCCCGAUUCGACAUGGUGGCAGAAAUCAAAGAAAAUGCUACGGGAAUCAUGAAUUUUCUCAACCUAGGACAUGCCAAACAAGUCGUUAAAGUUGCCCUUCUUGCUGCUGCUACUGUAGUUGUUGUUGACAACCGAAGCACUCUCUUUUCCCUGGUGCAGACGAUCAAAGGCUGA